Messenger RNA from Quercus lobata, 597 nucleotides. Its product is annotated as CBL-interacting protein kinase 23-like. Gene Ontology annotation, molecular function: protein serine/threonine kinase activity; ATP binding. The transcript has 7 exons. Lineage: Eukaryota; Viridiplantae; Streptophyta; Magnoliopsida; Fagales; Fagaceae. The record is from RefSeq and is a predicted model, not a curated record. Bases 1 to 567 code for a protein of 188 amino acids. Gene Ontology annotation, biological process: signal transduction; protein phosphorylation.
AUGGAUACGAAGUUUUUCACAAUUGCUGAUAUUAAACGUGAAAUUUCAACUAUGAAACUGAUCAGACACCCAAACGUUAUCCGUAUGUAUGAGGUGAUGGCUACCAGGACGAAAAUAUAUAUAGUCAUGGAAUUUGUGACCGGUGGGGAAUUGUUUGACAAAAUUGCAAGUAAAGGAAGGUUGAAGGAAGAUGAAGCUAGAAAGUAUUUUCAGCAACUUAUUAAUGCUGUGGAUUACUGUCAUGGCAGAGGUGUAUUUCAUAGAGACCUAAAGCCAGAGAAUUUACUGCUGGAUGCUAAUGCAGUUCUUAAUGUUUCGGAUUUUGGAUUAAGUGCACUACCACAACAAGUUCGAGAAGAUGGAUUGCUUCACACAACAUGUGGUACGCCAAAUUAUGUUGCUCCAGAGGUGAUCAACAACAAAGGCUAUGAUGUAGCAAAGGCAGAUCUACGGUCAUGCGGUGUGAUUCUUUUUGUCUUGAUGGCUGGAUAUUUAACUUUUGAAGACUCGAACCUUAUGUCAUUAUAUAAGAAGGUAAAUUGCUCUCUGUCCCUCUCUCUCCAUUAAUUCAUUCUUAGAAUGUACCAGGAACAUUUU